Molecule: messenger RNA, 1360 nt
Organism: Daldinia decipiens
Lineage: Eukaryota; Fungi; Ascomycota; Sordariomycetes; Xylariales; Hypoxylaceae
Product: putative NAD dependent epimerase/dehydratase
Exons: 3
Coding region: 234-1256 (340 amino acids)
Molecular function (GO): oxidoreductase activity, acting on the CH-OH group of donors, NAD or NADP as acceptor
Source: RefSeq, a predicted model, not a curated record
UGUUGCCAUAUGUACAUCUACCUGUUAAUCACCCUCGGAUGAAUAGGAGUUGGAGAGGGGAUCGAGAUACAUACAUACCUACAUAUAAGGUAUAUAUAUAUACACUUGGUUCAACCUCAUAAACAGACAGUUCUAAACAGAUUUAUUAAAAAGUCUUCUUCCGUCAACAUCACAUCUAACUCACUCAUAUAUCAAUUAGUUCUACUACAAGUCACCGGAAAUAAAUCUUCAAAAUGCCCAAGGUGCUACUGACUGGCGGUUCCGGGUUUAUUGCCGCCCACGUCCUCGAGCUUCUGCUCAAAGGGGGUUAUGAGGUGGUGACGACGGUCCGCUCCGAGACCAAGGCCGCUCAAAUUCGCGCCAAAUAUCCCGGCGCGAAACUCUCGGUAGCCAUUGUGCCGAACAUCGCAGUGCCCAACGCCUUUGACGAGUUGAUAGCCAACACUCCCGGAAUCGACUACGUGCAGCACACGGCGUCGCCCUUCCACUUCAAGUUUACCGACGCCCGUACGGAACUGCUAGAACCGGCUAUCAAUGGCACAAAGGGCAUCCUCCAGGCCAUUGCCAAGUAUGCGCCCAGUGUCAAGCGCGUUGUCGUCACCAGCUCCUUCGCCGCCAUCAUGUCCGAGAGCAAGAUAAACGACACUGCAAAAGUCUUUAGCGAAGCAGACUGGAACCCGAACACGUACGAGGACGGACUUGCGGGACCUCCCCCCACAUCCUACCGCGUGUCGAAGACGUACGCCGAGAAGGCAGCCUGGGACUUCGUCGAGCAGGAAAAGCCCGGAUUUGAACUUGCUACAAUCUGCCCGCCCAUGGUCUUCGGUCCUGUCGCGCACCACCUGGACUCGCUAAAGGACAUCAACACGAGCGACCAGCGGUUCGUGGACCUGAUCCAGGGCAAGUGGAAGGAGGAGAUCCCAACGUCUGGCAUAUGGUUGUGGGUCGACGUUAGGGAUGUCGCGCUCGCCCAUAUUAAGGCCAUGGAGAUCCCCGAGGCGGCCGGCCAGCGCUUUUUUACCACGGCGGGCUUCUACGACAACGUGCAGCUUGCGCGUGCUGUCCGCAGCGGGUUCCCCGAACUGGCUGACAAGCUGCCUGACGACAACGUCAAGCUCGCCCCGGGUGCUGCGAAACCAGCCGCCACCUUUGGUUACGACAACUCGCGCACUAGCAAGGCCCUGGGCAUCGAUUGGAUUCCUGUUGAGAAGACUGCGGUCGACACUGUCAAGAGCCUGCUGGAGAUCCCGGCUUGAGCGAAUGGGAUUGGUCGAAUAGAUGGAAGGGGAAAAGGGGCACUAAGAUCCUCGGGAUUCUGACACCACGAUAUUAAGGACUCGGCAUCUUCUAAUGCACUAGA